AUGGCGGACGCUCAGAAAAAAAUGCAGGCGCUCUCGGAUGAGUUCCAGCAACUGCAAACUGAACUCGAUGGUCUUGUCGAUGCGCGCCAAAAGCUCGAGUCCCAGCAACAAGAGAACCUGGGCGUACAGAAGGAAUUCGACACGCUCGAUGACGAGUCCAACAUCUAUAAGCUGAUCGGUCCGGUGCUGUUGAAGCAGGACAAGACUGAGGCUGUCAUGGCUGUCAAUGGACGGUUGGAGUUCAUUGAGAAGGAAAUUAAGCGGAUCGAGGGCCAAAUCCAGGAGAACCAGGACAAGUCGGACAAGAAACGGACCGAGAUUGUUCAGUUCCAAACCCAGGUUCAGCAACAAGCCGCCGCUGCUUCUGCUUGA
Messenger RNA from Aspergillus japonicus CBS 114.51, 372 nucleotides. Its product is annotated as tubulin-binding prefolding complex subunit YKE2. Gene Ontology annotation, molecular function: protein-folding chaperone binding. Lineage: Eukaryota; Fungi; Ascomycota; Eurotiomycetes; Eurotiales; Aspergillaceae. Bases 1 to 372 code for a protein of 123 amino acids. The transcript has 4 exons. Gene Ontology annotation, cellular component: cytoplasm; prefoldin complex. The record is from RefSeq and is a predicted model, not a curated record. Gene Ontology annotation, biological process: chaperone-mediated protein complex assembly; protein folding.